Chelonia mydas (Green sea turtle) is the source of this 2185-nucleotide messenger RNA. Its product is annotated as putative olfactory receptor 52P1. The record is from RefSeq and is a predicted model, not a curated record. Gene Ontology annotation, biological process: G protein-coupled receptor signaling pathway. NCBI's taxonomy places the organism in Eukaryota, Metazoa, Chordata, Testudines, Cheloniidae. Gene Ontology annotation, molecular function: olfactory receptor activity; G protein-coupled receptor activity. The transcript has 2 exons. Gene Ontology annotation, cellular component: membrane. The coding region runs from base 140 to 1078 and encodes 312 amino acids.
ACAGGAGAUUCAUACACUGAUUCUCAGAGCUCUGCCUUCCUGUCACUGUAAGGACACUGUAAGGAGAUUCCCUCUCUCUUCUGCAAGGGAUUUCGGCACCUUGAGCAUUCCUGAACUCGAUCGAUGCAUAAACAACCUCAUGGAAGCUUUCAAUCUCACCCCCUUUGACCCCUCAUCAUUCAUCCUAAAAGGCAUCCCUGACCUGGAAACUGCCCACAUCUGGAUUUCCAUCCCUUUCUCUACAUUUUACAUUUUUGGUCUUUUGGGAAAUUUCACACUUCUGUUUGUUGUAGGCAAAGAGCAUACCCUGCACAAGCCGAUGUACCUGCUGCUCUGCAUGCUGGCACUUACAGACAUUGCCACAUCUACUUCCAUCAUGCCAAAGGCACUGUGUAUAUUUUGGUUCAAUUUGAAAAGCAUUACUUUGGGUGGCUGCCUCACCCAGAUGUUCUUCCUUUACAUGGGUUCUAUGAUGCACUCAGCUGUUCUUAUGACAAUGGCCUUUGAUCGCUAUGUUGCCAUAUGUAACCCCCUGAGAUAUGCCACCAUCCUCACCAACGCACGAAUAGCUAAGCUAGGGCUAGUGUGUUUAAUGAGAGCUUUUCUCUUUGUUCUGCCCCUGCCCCUGCUCCUGAGCAGGCAGCCAUUCUGUGCCAGCCGCAUUAUCCCCCAUACGUACUGCGAGCACAUGGCUGUGGCAAAGAUGUCAUGUGGGGACAUUACAAUCAACAAGAUGUACGGCGUGGUGCUAGUGUUUGUAAUCAUUGGGUUAGAUCUCACACUCAUUGCCCUAUCCUACGGACUGAUAAUUAGAGCUGUCCUCAGAAUCCCUUCUAAGAAAGCCCACCAGAAAGCCCUGAACACCUGCACAGCCCACGUCUUUGUGAUGCUGAUUUCUUAUCCUACCUUCCUCUUUUCCACUCUGACACAUCGGUUUGGUCAGGGUAUUGCUCCACAUGUUCACAUCAUCUUGGCCAACCUCUAUUUCCUCCUCCUCCCCACAUUCAAUCCUAUCAUUUAUGGGGUCAAAACCAAAGAGCUUCGUGACAAAGUGGGCAAAUACACCUGUAUAAGGUGAUAACCUGGGGCCACUGACUUUAACUUGUAUGACAGGAGUGUGAAAGGAUAUCUCCUCAUUAAUCAAGGGUGGUCUGUCCUAAUUUGGCUAACUCAACAUUGUGGAAGUUCAGCUUCUGAGAAGUUCCUCACACCUAAUUUCUUAUCACUCCAUCACCAAGCACUGCUCUCUCCGUUACUAACUUCUCUCUGACCAUCACCUGACCUCUUUUAGUGUCACCCAUCAGCCCCCACAUCCACACACCCUGUCACUCGGCCUUUCCGUGACCAAAAGAAGAUAACAGAAGCUAUACUUUUUGAUAGCAAAAGAAAAAAAAAGCAACUGCAAUACUGAACUUCUUUAUCAUAUAUACAGUGAUCCGGAGAGCAAAAUGUACCUGAUUUUUCUACAUCCAAUCCUUCAACAAGCCUGGAGGAUAAACCAAAUAUUUAUAUUUCAGUUGGAAAGUGCUCAAACAGGAAAGAUGCCACAGGAAUUGAAGAUAUUGUACUAGAGCUUGUUGGUCAGAGUUGUGAAACUAUGGGUUUUUGAGGAAUGGUCUGUGUUUCCUAGGAUUUGAGGGGUGUGUACCCCAGAAUGUGAUGAAGCCAAUUGCAACCACAAGAUGUGCACUCAGCCACUAUCAAUUAAUAAAAUAGAACACCACAUAGUUAAGGGCUAAUUGGAAAGAAGGCUUUUAGAUGAAAGGUCAAAAUCUAGCUGUCAAUUUGUGCUAAUCAGAAUGGGAAGAGUGGACAGACAUGUAAAUAAAUGAGAAUGAAAGAAGAUAAGUGGAUGUAAACCCUGAGUAUACAAGGCUCUGAUAUUGGAAGUUUAUUGAAAGUUAGGAAAAGUGAUGAUAGUGUAGGGGUCAUUAUGACCUAUGUGUUUUGUAGAAGUUAUAAAAGAUCAGCUAAUACAGUGUGCUUUGAGGUAAUCCUCUGAAGACAUCUUGAGAGAUGGUUUUCCUGACACCCUGUCUAUCCAGCUUGUGAGCACCUGACCAUUGUGAACCUGCUGUUAAUUACUCAAUAUCAUUCCAGAUGAUAGGUAAAUAUCUAGGAUGUUCUAAACCUAUUGCUUAUGUCUGUAUGUACUUAAAUAUAAUAAACUGCAGUGUUAGACACG